Molecule: messenger RNA, 4329 nt
Organism: Doryrhamphus excisus (bluestripe pipefish)
Lineage: Eukaryota; Metazoa; Chordata; Actinopteri; Syngnathiformes; Syngnathidae
Gene: gfm1
Product: G elongation factor, mitochondrial 1
Biological process (GO): mitochondrial translational elongation
Cellular component (GO): mitochondrion
Molecular function (GO): GTP binding; GTPase activity; translation elongation factor activity
Source: RefSeq, a predicted model, not a curated record
GCGUUUCCGUAGACCCGGAAGUUGUGUUUCACAACUAGCAAGCAGCACGCAAGUCCGGCGUGACAUUCACCGGGUUGUGUUGGGGGGGUUGACCAAAGGCAAAACGACCACCACUGUGUGUUCUUGCCAAGAUGAGAGUUCUUCAAACGGCACUUUAUUUGACAAAAAGACAAGCUCUUGCUCCAAGAUGCGUCACUCUGAAGAAGGUGCUCAUCGGCAGCUGCCGGUCAUGCUCCUCCGGCGUCCACCCCAACGAGAUGAUCCGCAAUAUCGGAAUCUCCGCGCACAUCGACUCGGGGAAGACCACCUUGACCGAACGUGUGCUCUACUACACGGGAAGGAUAGCUGAGAUCCACGAGGUGAAGGGAAAGGAUGGCGUUGGAGCCACAAUGGACUCCAUGGAGUUAGAGAGGCAAAGAGGCAUCACCAUCCAGUCAGCUGCUACCUACACUAUGUGGAAGAACCACAACAUCAACAUCAUUGACACACCAGGUCAUGUGGACUUCACCAUCGAAGUGGAGCGAGCGCUACGUGUGCUUGAUGGCGCUGUAUUGGUUCUCUGUGCCGUGGGUGGCGUCCAGUGUCAGACGAUGACGGUGAACCGGCAGAUGAAACGUUACAACGUGCCCUUCCUCACUUUUAUCAAUAAACUGGACCGCAUGGGCGCCAACCCUGGAAGAUCCCUGCAGCAGCUGAGGACCAAAUUGAACCACAAUGCAGCCUUUGUGAACAUCCCCAUAGGCCUGGAGGGGAACAUGAAGGGCAUCAUCGACCUUGUAGAGGAGAGAAGCGUGUAUUUUGAAGGACCUUUUGGUCAAGUCAUCCGCUACGACGAGAUCCCGGCAGAUUACCGAUCAGAGGCUGCAGACCGUAGGCAGGAAUUGUUUGAAUGUGUCGCUAAUGCCGAUGAAACCUUGGGAGAGAUGUUCUUGGAGGAAAAGAUUCCAAGCAAUAAUGAACUCAAGGCCGCAAUCCGCAGGGCCACAGUGAAGCGUCUCUUCUCGCCAGUGCUAGUGGGAACGGCGCUGAAGAACAAAGGUGUUCAACCUCUGCUGGACGCUGUACUUGAUUUUCUGCCCAACCCAACCGAGGUCAAAAACUACGCCAUCCUCAAUAAUGAAGAUUCCAGUGAGACAUCAAAAAUCCAUUUGGACCCUAAAAGAGACCCCGUAAACCUCUUUGUCAGUCUAGCUUUCAAACUGGAGGCGGGUCGAUUCGGUCAGCUGACAUACAUGCGAGUAUACCAGGGAUGCUUGAAGAAGGGGGAGUACAUUUACAACACACGCACCAACAAGAGAGUGCGUGUGCAGAGGCUGGUGCGUCUGCAUGCCGAUCAGAUGGAGGAUGUAGAUGAGGUGUAUGCAGGCGACAUCUGUGCUCUGUUUGGUAUUGACUGUGCCAGCGGAGACACUUUCACAUCCAAGACCAGCGAUAACCUCUCUAUGGAAUCCAUUCACAUCCCAGAUCCUGUCAUUUCCAUGUCCAUGAAGCCAACCAACAAGAACGACUUGGAUAAAUUCUCGAAAGGCAUUAACCGUUUUACUCGAGAAGAUCCCACGUUCCGGGUUCAUUUUGAUACGGAAAGUAAAGAGACCGUCAUCUCGGGCAUGGGAGAGCUGCAUCUCGAAAUCUACUCCCAGAGGAUGGAGAGAGAAUAUAACUGUCCCUGUGUGAUGGGAAAACCUAAAGUGUCUUUCAGGGAGACGAUCACUGCACCCGUGACGUUUGACUACACCCACAAGAAGCAGUCUGGGGGUUCUGGUCAGUAUGGUAAAGUUAUUGGGGUUCUUGAGCCGCUGGAGUCGGAACAUAACACCAAGGUGGAGUUUGAGGACCAGACCGUGGGAACUAAUGUCCCAAAGCAGUUGAUUCCGGCUGUAGAAAAGGGUUUCAGGGAGGCGUGUGAGAAGGGACCCCUGAGUGGCCACAGGAUCUCAGGAGUGAGAUUCAUCCUGGAAGAUGGAGCACAUCAUAUAGUGGACUCCAAUGAGAUCUCCUUCAUCCGUGCAGGGGAGGGCGCUCUGAAGCAAGCUAUGGAGAAGGCCAAUGCCACCAUCCUGGAGCCUGUCAUGUCCGUGGAAAUUGUGGCACCUCAGGAGUUCCAAGGGGUGGUUAUUGCAGGUGUGAACCGUCGCCAUGGCACCAUUACAGGGCAGGAUGGAGCUGAAGGAUACUUUACCUUGUACGCCGAUGUUCCACUAAACGACAUGUUUGGCUACGCCACGGAACUACGCUCCUGUACUGAAGGAAAAGGAGAGUACACCAUGGAGUACAGCAGAUAUCAGCCCUGCCUGCCAAGCACGCAGGAAGAACUCAUCCACAAAUAUUUGGAGGCUACGGGUCAACUGCCUGCUAAGAAGAACAAGUGGAAGAGCUAAGAACUUACCAGGAUUUUUUUAGGACUUUUUAUUAUGACUGUAUGUUCCUCGUAAAAGUGGUCAUCAUCAUGCUAAGGCUCUAGUAGCUGAAUCAUGAGGAACGUAGGUUCGCUUCCUCUGUAACAUCAUAUUUAUUAUUACAUUUUAGCAUCAUUGUCGACCAGCAGAAAAUCAGACAAGGAACCGUGGUUGGUUACUAAAUCAAUAUUCAUUAUUUACAUACAUGACAGUAUAAAUGCUUUUUUUUUUUCAAUCGAACAGUUCUAAUGACACACUAUUGUAAUUAAAUAUUAUACUUUAAACUUCUAAAUGGUUGCACGGAGGUCUAGUGGUUAGCGCGCAGACCUCACAGCUAGGAGACCCGAUUUCAAUUCCACCCUCGGCCAUCUCUGUGUGGAGUUUGCAUGUUCUCCCUGUGCAUGCGUGGGUUUCCUCCCACAUUCCAAAAACAUGCUAGGUUAAUUGGCGACUCCAAAUUGUCCAUAGGUAUGAAUGUGAGUGUGAAUGCUUGUUUGUCUAUAUGUGCCCUGUGAUUGGCUGGCCUCUCGCACAUAGACAGCUGGGAUAGGCUCCAGCACCCUCGUGAUAAGCGGUAGAAAAUGAAUGAAUGAAUGAAUGAAUGAACAAACUUCUAAAUGUAUCAUAAUAAUACUGAUGAUAAUAAUGAUUACCGUGGACAUUAACCCACACUUGUUGGGUAUGGUGGAGACGGCGAUCUGACCAUUUCCGAGCGUGGUGACGUCGUAAUGCAAAUUAGAUGAGUGAAUAUACUCCCAUCACAAACUGUUUUCUGAUUUACAGUAUGGAUUUAUCUGUCACCGUUUCCGAGCUACAACCAUUUGAAAUAUUAGGUUAAAUGCUAAGUUAAUUGGCGACUCUAAAUUGCCCAUAGGUAUGAAUGUGAGUGUGAAUGGUUGUUUGUCUAUAUGUGCCCUAUAUGUGAAAAAAAAAACUCAAACUGAGUCAAGUAGCCCCCCUUUCAUAACAUCGGGCCCCCUCUAGGGGCCACGUCUUUUUGUACUGUGUACAGAAUGGCCUUGAUAUGAUAAUGGACUGCAACAAAGACAAAGUAAACAUUGACUCUUUCUAUACAAAUUUAGUCUCCUUGUUUUAAUUACCUGACUGUCUACUGUAUCUAUUGCAAGGACACAAGAGUUCCUCUCACCUUCCAAAAGUUCUCCUCUCCUUCCAAGGUUUCCAGUGCACUGUUGGGAUGAGCUGAUGUAUUUGCAUCAUUAAGUGUCACAGUCUCAGCGGGGGUCCCACUUACUCCAUUCAGCCCAGUUAACCCAGCCACGGCGAAAACGAUCCACAAGGUCAUGGUAGAAUGCAUUGCAGUCCUGGCGAAGUGGUGCGUGCAGGAGAACGACGCUCUGCUGUUGUGUAACUGAGGAGAGGAAGUGGUGAGAAGAAGAGGAUGUCCAGAUCCUUGCUGCUGUCCUCCUCCUCCUCCUCCUCCUUGCACAAUCUGCUUAUUUUUUAGUUUCUCCAAACCAAACAACCUUGCUCCUCUUUGUCUGCCUCUGAGCUUCACACGUCAUCCAGUGAACGCUGAUUAUUUAAACGAGCAGUUAUCAAGAAAUGCUGGUCAAUGCCAUGCUUUAUCAUGGAAUGUUGGCGUCAGGUGAUAGACUGAAGCAGCUGGUACUAAUUAGACCAUUGACACCUCAUUGUUUGUCACAUCUAAAUGUUUCAAAUCAUCAAAUUCAUUUAAAUAUUAGUCAGUGAAAACACAAAAUGCAGUUUUUCGACUUUGGCCCACUCAUCUUUGCUGAAUUGUUGUAAUUCAGCCACAUGUUGUUUUUCUCCAGCCAUUCAGAGGUGGACUUUCUGGUGUUUGUUGGAUCUUAGUCCUGCUGCAGAACCCUAGUUAGUUUCAGCUUGAGGUCACGAACAGACGGCCGGACAUUCUCCUUCAGGAUUUGGCGGUAGACAAUUUUUUUACCACUUA